Triplophysa dalaica is the source of this 3779-nucleotide messenger RNA. RefSeq names its product forkhead box M1 (gene foxm1). Gene Ontology annotation, molecular function: DNA-binding transcription factor activity; sequence-specific DNA binding. The transcript is spliced from 9 exons. The record is from RefSeq and is a predicted model, not a curated record. The coding region runs from base 364 to 2313 and encodes 649 amino acids. Gene Ontology annotation, biological process: regulation of DNA-templated transcription; G2/M transition of mitotic cell cycle. NCBI's taxonomy places the organism in Eukaryota, Metazoa, Chordata, Actinopteri, Cypriniformes, Nemacheilidae.
CACGUCAUAUAAAGUGCGAUCUUUUAUAUUUUAAUCAUUUACUGAUUUGAUACUUUUGUUUAUUUUAAGAGUAAAGUGUUGGGACGUGUUUCAAAUCAUCGAUCAAUACAAAAGCAAGCUCGCAGAAAUGAAUGCAGGUUUUGAACUGAUGAUAUUUCAGACCUGCAUUGUACGAUAACCGUGAUCGUAACGAUACAGAUCAAAAAAUUGAACGUAAGCAAUUUGUAACGGUGUUUAUUUUCUGCAAGUAUAAACGUCAUUGAAAAGUCGUUGGACACUUUUUUUAAUCAACCGAUCAUCUUAUCGUUAGAUCGGACUAAGAUCGUCAACGGACUGCCCCAUUUGCUGUGAUCAGAGCAAACAAUGAGGGAGAGCCCGAGGAGACCCAUCAUCCUGAAGAGGAGGAAACUGCCAUUUCAGAAGAGUGAAUCCAAUGCAGGCUGUGAUGAGACAGACGGGCCACCCUGUAAGGUCACCCCGACGCCCCCCACUACCCGCUGCUUCCCUGAUGGUAUUCGCAUCAUGGACCACCCCACCAUGCCGGACACGCAGGUGGUGGUGAUACCAAAGACGGCCGAUCUGCAAAGUGUCAUAAGUGCCCUGACCGCUAAAGGGAAAGAGUGUGGCCCACAAGGGCGUAACAAGUUUAUCCUGCUUAGUGGCAGCACCAGUUCAGAAGAGGAUACAACUUAUUCUGGAAAUUGUGGCACGACACUAACUGGACCUUUGGGAGAUGUGUCCGUGGAUGACACCGUGGAUGCAAAGACCACCUUAAAAACAUUAAAAAAGGAGACCGAGUGCUUUCCGCUCGAUGAUAGUCUGACCAACAUCCAGUGGCUGGGAAAAAUGAGCACGGACGGGCUUGCAUCGGAUCCGGAUGAUAAAGACUGCAGCAAAGAAAAUCAAGGCGACUGUCAUGAACCUCAACAGCCCUCAAGAGGUGAAGAAGCAGUGAAAGACCCUAUAUCCGAGAGACCCCCAUAUUCCUAUAUGGCCAUGAUUCAGUUUGCUAUUAACAGUAAGCAGAACAGACAGAUGACCUUGAAAGAAAUUUACAACUGGAUCGAAGACCAUUUCCCGUACUUCAGAAAUGUCGCAAAACCUGGCUGGAAGAAUUCCAUACGUCACAAUCUCUCGUUGCAUGACAUGUUUAUGCGUGAGACGACUGCAGAUGGAAAGAUCUCUUAUUGGACUAUUCCACCGGAAGCAAACCGGUGUCUCACCCUGGAUCAAGUUUACAAGCCUUUGGUUGACCCCAUGGCCCCCAGUUUCCCUAAGACCACACAAGUUGUUUACCAACAACAACAGAAGAGGCUUUCAUCAGAGCCGAAGAAAGUGAUGGGGUCUGUUGGCACGGAGAGAAAGAUGAAGCCGUUGUUGCCUCGAACCGACUCGUAUCUGGUUCCCAUCCAGCUUCCGCUGACUCCGUCGCUCCUCCUACCCUCCACCAGCGCCAUGUCUCUCUCCACCCCUCCACAUCCUCAAAGCUCCUCCACUCAAAGAACCAGUGGAGGCGGCAGGAGGGUCCGGAUUGCUCCUAAGAUCUCUCAAACCAACGUGAGUUCUGUGAUGCUGUGCACUCCCGCCACUCAAAAGCUGAAGGAGGAGCCUGUGUGUGUGACUGUGACUCCGCCCCCGGUAACCAGACAGCGAGAAAACAGCAGCUCUCGUCGCAAACAGCGCCUGGUCUCGCCAGCCACCGAGGAACCCGUCCUGCUCUACCCCGACAGCACUCUCUUCGACUCAGGCGUGGUCUCGGACGCCUCCGCCUUCCAGGACACCCGGGAGGCGGAGUCCGACCCCGAGCCUCAGCACGAAGGUAAACCCGAAUCCGACAGCCCUUGCAGGGAGUACACCUUUAAAACUCCUAUCAAGAGCAGCCAUCCUUCCUCAUCCACACCCAGCAAGCCACCCGCCGCUCUGGAGCCCUGGAGGAUCACCCCUGUUGGUAAAGGAGGCGUGCUGGACUUCAGCCCCAUCCGUACACCCAGCGGGCCCCAGCUUACCCCACAACGGCACGAACACUUGCCGUUCAGUUUCAACAGCACACCUUUUAAGGAGUUAGCACUUUUCAACUCACCUCGAGAGUUGCUCACCUGCACCCGUCCCUCACCGAGGCGCUCCACCCCUGCUUGCUCGAGGGAGCUGCAAGUGGGAGUCGCCAACCGCUCACUUACCGAGGGUCUCGUCCUGGACACCCUGAACGACAGUCUGAGUAAAAUCCUGGUGGAUAUUAGCUUCUCCGGACUGGAGGAUGAUGAUUUUGGCAUGGACAAUAUCAGCUGGUCCCAGUUAAUCCCCGAUCUUAAGUAACUGUAGCGUUUUUUCAAUUUUCGUAAUCCGGGCUGCUGCUCGCUCUAUCUCCACUGCCUCUUAUUUUCAUUCUCUCUUGUUGUACAUAUAUAUUUUCUCCUAUUUUAUAAGUGUUUUUCUUUGCCGACAAAUGUCACUGUCUUUUACGUGGCUUUUCAGAUUCGUAGGUCUUUAUUUGCUUUAUUUGAAGUUGGUGAAUGUACUUUAGAUGUUAUUUGCACAAGUCGUAAUAUAUAUGUGAGUCAGAGAGAGAGUAUUAUAAGAUAUGUAAGGUGACAUGCAUAGUAUAAUUAUUUACACUACCCUGCAAUAAUUUGAGUGUUUUUGUUUUGGAUGAUUCUGGACGCCUUGAGCUGACUGUAACAAUCACCCCUUAAAGACUCCUGAUAAGAAAAUAAUCUGCUAAUAGAGAUUUUAAUAGAAAAAGAAAGAUCUGUAUGCGAAACCUCUUGUUGUCCUUCAAGCAAGGGUUUCUAGUCGAUCACAGAUGGUCACACCAGUGUUGCACUUUUAUACUUUGUUCGAGAAAAUCUGGACUGUAUCGAGACAUUUAUUACAUCACAUACUGUGUGUUUACGAGCAUGUCAGGAUAGUUUGUCCUGUUUGCUGUGUUCAUAUACUUCUGGCAUCAAGAACGUAAAGAAGUGUGGUUUAUUCCAAGGCUUUUAAUGUGCAUAAGAAGGUUAACAUGUGUAGAGUUCAGUUCAUAUAUGCUAAGCAAACACAAUUAUUCAUGAAAAGCAGCUAUGAGAAUUAGAUGGUUUUGUGAUAUUUUUUCAAUGAUGUAAUUGCAGUCUUAGAACAUGAAUGAACAUUUUGGGUCAGAUAUCAAUGUCAUUAAUGACAUUUGUCAGUAAGAUCCCUGUUCACUUUUGGCACAAAAGACUUCAUUCAUAAUGUGUGAUGUGAUGUGAUGUGUAAAUCAUAUAAAAAUGUGACCAUUGUUAUCUUUUUGGCAAUUGGACUUUUCGAACAGACUCUAGAGGCUAAUGAUCAUAUCCAAAGCAUACAUUUUGGGUUCUCUUCCUACUGUACCUCUUUCUUAUGAAUAAAAGGAUACUUUGUAAAACACGUUUUGGUGUUUCUUUGUGAGUUAUUACAAAAUCGUUUCUUGCUAGUGCUAACAUAUUUAGUCCCUGUUUUUUAAUAUUAUUAUUUUUAACGUUUGACAAAGUAAACAUGGUUUGCCUUCUAAAUACGAUCCCUCUUUUAAUGCACGUAUGACAUUUUUUGACUCAUUUUCCCAUCCAGCAGAAGAUUGUACAUCUCAUUGCUGAAUUGUAUGCCCAUUGAAUCGUAUUGUAUUUUAAUGUUAGCGCCACUAAACGGUCAACGGCAUAAUGAAUGAUGUGUCUAUGUAUAUGUAUGUCUGUGUUUUACAUUGUUUGAUGAACACUCGCUCAGUAGGUUUGAACUUCUUGCUGUGUCACUUCCAGAAGUAUUUGCAGCUUCAGGCUGUAAUAAUC